GGCUUUGUUAGCCGAGAGCUUUGAAUACAGAAUAUUGAUAAUAUGAGUGCGAUCAGUGCUUUUUGUCUCGAAUGAAUGUGUUACAUUGAGGCUGUGCGAGUAUAUUUAUGGGAUAGCUUCUACCCCUUCCCCAAGAAUAGCAACCGAAUACCUAUUUCCUCUCCACGUGCCACUUUCUUCUCUUGACUAAUUCAUGGACUCCUUCAUGCUUAUCUUUAUCAGUCAAACCAUACUGAAGAGUCUCGAACUUCCUUUGGGCUACCUGGAUCAAUUUAUCUUGUCACAAUUAUUGGCCCAUUUGUAGGGGUACUUUCUUGGUCUAACAUUUGCCCCCAUUCAUGAUGUUGGCGGGUUGGAACGCGUGUAAUACGCCAUCAUUAUGAAUUUAAAAUAGAGUAGGACACUCAACCGGCUUCCCACUGCCCGAGGAAUUGCUUCGUCUCUAUCAAACCGAUUAAACCUCCCCUUUACCUCUUCCGAUUGUCACUCUCGAAAACCUUCCCCCUGCUGUUUGUUCGAAUAGCUAAUUGUUACUUCAUGGAGCUUGUUGUUUUUCAAAGCCAGGGUGUCUUUGAGACGAAAAAUCUCAGGGCGGCAGAUCUGCGCUCAAAAGACUUGGAGGAGAUCCGGUCUUCCUAUGGAUUCCCCCCUUCUGCACAAAUACGAUUCCCCGCUCGUGGUGAACGGGUUGAUUGGGUCUCUCCGGGAUGGCUCAACUUCUAUCAAUACCCGUUCGAAAAGCUCGGAGUCCGCUUCCCUUUCUCCGAAUUGGUAAAGGGUUUUAUUGCCCGUGCUCAAAUCUCUCCCUGCCAAAUUAUGCCCCAAGCUUGGCGGCUUCUCCGUUCUCUGGAGUAUCUGAUUGAGAAGCAUAACCUUCAGUAUUCCGCGGAAGAUUUGAGUUUUACAUACGACUUAAGAACUUCUGGAAGAGGACGGUUCACUUUAGUGACAAAAGCUGGUGCUGACCCUAUCAUUCUGGGAAUCAACAGUGCCAAUGACCGAGGUUGGAUUACCAAGUUCUUUUUUGUAGAGAAGGCGUCCUUAGGAGAACAUGCGCAGUCUUUUCCUGACCGUUUGAGGGUUGUUGGUGAACUCGUGGGUGAAGUGAAAGCGAAAGGAAAGGAAGCAAAGGCUGGGGAGAAGGAAGGGAAGACGAUCCCUAUGGAGUUUGGUCCCCACUCUGAGGAGAGGACCAUUGCAUUUUUGGCAUUGUCUCCCGAAGCUCGUCUUUACUCGAAUCUUAAAAAGGAAUUCAGAGAUGCCUCAGCUGUAUCAAUUGAUAGCACUGACAACGGCGAAGACGACACGGCAAGUGUUACUGACGACGUUCUCACCCUGCCUGUUGUAAUUGAAUGUGCCUCGUCUGUACGUAAUGCCCCCAACCUUAAUCCUCUGAAAUCUGCUGUUGGUACUUCAUCCUCAUCAGGGAUUCGCAAGGCUCUUGAUCCUACUGAACUCCUGCAUCUGAAGUCCAAGAAGAGAAGGUUGACGCCUCCGCUUCCCCCAGUGACUACUUCUACUGCUACGACAACUUGUUCGCUUCCUGCUCCGACUCCAAGCUCGAAUGAUGGUGCACAAAAGACGACUCUCAAAGCUGAUUUUUCUGUCAACUUUUGCCGUCUGGACAACGCUUUAACAAUGAAAAACGAAAUGUCUCAGCUAUUGCUUCCUUCCGCAUUUGAUGCUUUUGCGGGCUUCAGCGACGUCGAUGUUAUGACAGCAUCAUCCGCAUUCGCUUUUCAGGUGGUUCAAGCUAACCUGGUGGCUGCUAAGCGUGUCCUACUGCUGACUGACGAACUGCAAAAAUCCAAACGAAGCGAAGAAGAAGCGAAGACAAAAUUGACCGAAGUUGCUGCUGCCAAACUAUCCUUGGAAGGGACAGUCGUUUCUCAUGCUCGCAAGAUUGAUCAUUUAUCCAGCGUGUUGACAGUUAAGGAUGCUAGGAUUGCUUCCUUAGAAGAGUACGGCAGAAGGAAAAGGCAGGAGGUUGUUGAGGCGGCUGGGUAUUAUACAUGGAAAACAAGAAAGGAUCUCAUGACGUCGUUCCUAGCUGGUGAAUCAGGCAGUUGGAGGCCUCAGGAAGAUAUAGCUACUUGGGAGGCCAACUUUGCGGAUGAAGAACCCCCUGUUGGAGAUGAUGACUUUGAUUUAGGCUCUUGCAAUACUGAAGCUGAAUCGGCUCCUAAAUCUUGAUCUCAUUAUGUUUCCCCUGAAUACUUCCUUUGCCUUUUAUACUCCUGUCCAUAUCGCCCGGUGGUUUAUCCGGUGGUUCGAUGGUAUUUUGAUUAAGGGUAGGUGGCUGGUGGUUUAUCCAGCACUUGACCCAAACUGUUCUAACUUUGUUUGAGUUACGUAGGCGAAUGUUCUGUUAUGCUUUGAUGUCAUACGAUCGUCGAACUUGUUAUUUGAUGUUUUCUCCUUUAUAUUUUGUUUGACC
Molecule: messenger RNA, 2437 nt
Organism: Cuscuta epithymum
Lineage: Eukaryota; Viridiplantae; Streptophyta; Magnoliopsida; Solanales; Convolvulaceae
Source: the annotation of a GenBank genome assembly